This is a messenger RNA of Trichoderma citrinoviride, 1983 nucleotides long. RefSeq lists its product as hypothetical. The record is from RefSeq and is a predicted model, not a curated record. The coding region runs from base 1 to 1983 and encodes 660 amino acids. The transcript has a single exon. NCBI's taxonomy places the organism in Eukaryota, Fungi, Ascomycota, Sordariomycetes, Hypocreales, Hypocreaceae.
AUGCUGCCGUACCUGGAGAACGAGUAUGCCAGCAUGGACCCCGACCUUCUCGAUCGCGAGAUCGACAACCUUCUCGCCGGCACCGACGGAAUGGAGCCUGACUUUGCGAAUGACGACGAUUUCGAGGCGUACGAGUCAUUCCUCAGCUCCGUUCCCGACGACGCCGUUGUUUCGUUCCCUGGCGCCGACGCCUACGACGAUGACGAAGUGAUGGAGGACGUGGCUUUUGCCCGACCUACUCCUUUCGACUCGUUCGACGACGACGACUCAGUCACCAUCCAGGAGUCGCCAAUCUCGGAUUUCUUUGGUAUGGGCAUCCUUCGGGAUUCUUUCCUGGACGAAGAAAUGGCCUCCUUGGACCUGAGUGGCGCCACGGCCGACCCCGAGGUAGAGUUCCUGACCGCAGCUUUGGCUCGGUUGACUCUUACUUCGCAUGUCGGCAACGAUAUCACCAUGGAGCAGCAGCCUCCCAAGGAAGAUGUCGCAAUGGUGGUGCUCCAAGGGCCAAUUCCCCCUGCCACUGUCGUCGUAGACAUGGCAGAGCCCGAGGAGCCGGCCCCCCUAUCCACUGUCGUGGAGAUGGCCGAGCCGGAGGAGGCGAUCCCGCCUGUCACUGUCGUGGACAUGACAGAGCCGGAGGAGCCAGUUCCUCCCACCAGCAACCCGACGGAACUCAACGGGUCAAUUUCCCCCGCGUUUGAGGUGAUCCCCGUCACCGAGAGCGCGCAACCCGAAGAGCCAACCCCCGACGUCGGCGACAUCGUUCCGGAUGCUGUUCCGGACUCGCCCCAGAGCGCCUCGCCCCCGCGAUGGCCCUCUGCGGGAGAAGGUGAAGAAGAUUGGAGAGGGCAGAGCGCCUGGUCCGACGACGACUUGUUUUCGCAGCCGCCGUCGAGGCCUUUCACGCCUCCUCGCCGAGAGGCGGAGAUUCGGCCGGGUAUUUCCCCCGGAUCUUCCCUCGAGGAGGAGAUGAUUUGCGCUCUGCUCGGAAUAGCACCCGGCAACCUAUCGCGGUCCCCAUCGCGGUCGCCAUCGCCUGCCUCUGACAACGAGGACGCUCCUCUGUGGGCGUUCCCGCCAGGCAUGGCCGACAUCCCCGGUGGUGCUACUUCCACCAAUCUAUCGUUGAACGAUCUCUUCGAUCUCCGCCAGCAGAUCGAACCCACUCCCCUGUGGGCAUUCCCGCCAGAGAUGGCAGAAGCUGGCGCCACCAACCGGUCGCUCAACGACCUUUUCCGGACGAGCGAGGGCAAUCCUACCACCGAAGGCGCCGCUGACGAACCUUCAACGGAGGAGCAAGCCCCAGCCGACCCUGUUGUGCCCGGACCGGAGCCAGUCGCAGAGGCGCAAGAGCCAACUCCAGAGGACCAGCCCCAGGUGGGCAGUUCUGAGUCCCCCGACGACGACAAGGCCACCCUGGCCCCUGGAGAGGAGGUUGCUGAAGAGCAGCCACCCGCGACCGAGACUCCGGCCCCGGCCAACAUUCCGGAGAUUGUUGUGACCCCGGAGCCAAAACGAAUGGUUCAGGUUGAUGUCGCGCCUAUCAAGAUAGGGGGGCUUUUCUUCCCCGGUGGGAACACCAUCCUGCCCGCGACUCCCGCCCCCAUGACCCCGUUGCCGCAGCCAGUCAAGACGCCCGACCCAGAGUCUGUGAGGAAGCAGAAGGAAGAACUCCUGGCGAGGGACCUGCGCAACGUCAUGAGGAGGCGACAACAACCUGCUUCCAUUUUCCACGCGAGGCGCCCGGAGAAGUCUUCGGCUCUGAUUCGCUCGCCAGAGGCCGCGGAGAGAGAUGCUCAGCUUCGAUCUCCGCAGUCCCUCCGGUCCCCCGCGGGUACCGGAGAGGAUGCCGAUGGCGGAGCGGAUGCCGCUGACGAGGCACCGGCCACCGUGAUGAUCGCAUCGCCUGCCGUUAUGAAGGCGAUCCGCGAUAGUGAGGCUCGGCGGGGAGUCCAGCGUUUGGGCAACGCGGACGAGCGAUGA